UGGAAACUAUACGUCCGUAUAACUUUGAACCUGUUCGAAACGCUGGAGAUAUGUCAGAAAGUGAUUCUGGCGGUAGCGACGACGACGACCAAACACUUCAUGUCCCUGAUACGCGUACGGAACGACUAGAAAACACCGAGUGGUGUACUUGUGGUUUGUGUAUCGUCAUGCCGAGCAUUACAGAAUGUAUCUGCUGCAAGGAAGUCGAUGCUCUGAACUGGAGACUUCAUGGCGUGAGAUGUGCGACAGCGCAUGACAGUUUUCACACUGUCUGCUUGCACUAUGAAGUUCUACGCACAGCGGUAGGUGUCAUGAACGUCUCUCCAGGCUCCAUUACAGAACCUCUUACGGCCAGGCUUUUGAGACUGGCGGCUUACCGCCAAUUUACUCACUGGGCUCACGAGAUGUUGGGGAGAGGUGUACGAAUAGUCAUACCAUCGUGUGUGGUGUCUGCCGUACGCAGAGCGUUUCCAGAAGAGAGUGGGCACUAUGUUGGGUUUAGAGAUGCUAAUGAUUCUCAGUGAUGUAUUAGCUAACAAAUUAUAUGUAGUUGACACAAACAACUGAAGACCUUGUAACUGAAUAACUGGAAACUGGACUAAUACUUCUAAUUGAAUCGAGUACUAGUUCUACGUAUAAUCUCUUCUUUGGGAGGCUGUUUGUGCCCAGCUAUAUUUUUGGGUAAGUCCACUGGUGGAGCUUUAGCUUUGUGGUGCCUUAUGGGUGUGUGCUCCAUUGAUCUUCUCUUCAGCACAGACGUUGAAAUUUCGUGGAGGUAUUGAUACGAUUUUGUCUCAGCUAUAGGUUUUGCUACCCAGGCUUUGGUAGCUUUAGGAAAUACAACUUUAUACCUCUUGAUUCCUUUACUUGUUGUUGCUUGUUCUCAAUCAAUGUUGUAAUUAUGGUCCAGAGCAGCCAGCUGUAUUCUUGUCAUCAUACCCUUAUACCCAAAAUGCUGCCUUUUAGGACAGUACUUUGUGAGAAGUGAGUGAAACACUUCUAGCAUGCCUGUGUGACAAAAUUUGGUGAGCUUUGGUAUGUCUUUUAGUAAAUUUUUGUCUAACACAACCUCUUUUAAGGC
Corticium candelabrum is the source of this 1081-nucleotide messenger RNA. Its product is annotated as P2X purinoceptor 7-like. The transcript has 2 exons. The record is from RefSeq and is a predicted model, not a curated record. NCBI's taxonomy places the organism in Eukaryota, Metazoa, Porifera, Homoscleromorpha, Homosclerophorida, Plakinidae. The coding region runs from base 51 to 524 and encodes 157 amino acids.